ACCUCCGUCCAUUUACACACACACACACACACUCUCUCUCUCACAGAGUCUGUGGAGUAAAUAUAUGAGUUACUCUUCUUCGUGGUAGCGACUUGGGGGAUCUGCUGCACACAGUUCUCCAAAGAGCAUUGGAGCAAUCGAUCUUCAAAGGAGGCUAUCAUUUGUAGCUUGACAAAGAUGAAGUUCUCUCCUCUCUUGUAAUAAGUGGAUUAGCUUUCUGGUCGGAAAAUCCAAAUAUUGAUCAUCUGGUUUGGGGAGAGAAUCUCAUUGUAUAAUUGAGAUCUGGGAACUGAUAACAAACUUGUGAAUUAAGCUGCCAGAGAAAUGAUUAACAAGUCACUUUUCUUGACUUACCUGUACCUAUUAAUCUACAUCUUGCUGUCAUCUGGAGUUAUUCUGUACAACAAGUGGGUUCUCUCUCCGAAGUACUUCAAUUUUCCCUUUCCUAUCACACUUACUAUGAUACACAUGGGCUUUUCUGGAGCUGUAUCAUUCCUUCUUGUUCGUGUUUUCAAGGUUGUUGCCCCUGUUAAAAUGACCUUUGAAAUAUAUGCGACAUGUGUAGUUCCCAUCAGCGCUUUCUUUGCAUCAAGUCUCUGGUUUGGCAACACUGCUUACUUGCAUAUAUCAGUGGCCUUCAUUCAGAUGCUGAAAGCCCUAAUGCCGGUGGCAACACUUAUCAUGGCUGUUUUAUGUGGCACGGACAAGCUUAGGUGGGAUGUGUUCUUGAACAUGUUGCUGGUCAGCGUUGGAGUUGUGAUCUCCUCGUAUGGGGAAAUCCAUUUUAAUAUAGUUGGUACGCUUUACCAGGUCACGGGUAUUUUUGCAGAAGCUUUGAGGCUAGUGUUAACUCAAGUCCUCCUGCAAAAGAAGGGUUUAAAUCUAAACCCGAUUACAAGCUUAUAUUACAUAGCUCCUUGCAGUUUUGCGUUCCUGUUUGUGCCUUGGUAUUUCUUGGAGAAGACUGGCAUGGAAGUUUCACAGAUUCAGUUCAAUUUCUGGAUUUUCUUCUCCAAUGCCGUAUGUGCUUUAGCAUUGAACUUCUCAAUUUUCCUAGUGAUUGGUAGAACUGGAGCAGUUACCAUUCGAGUUGCUGGGGUCCUGAAAGAUUGGAUACUUAUAGCUCUUUCAACCGUAAUAUUUCCAGAGUCUGCCAUUACUGGGCUGAAUAUUAUUGGAUAUGCCAUCGCACUUUGUGGCGUAGUCAUGUACAACUACAUAAAGGUGAAGGAUGUUAAAGCAUCUCAAACUCCUGCAGAUAGCAUCCCAGAACGAAUGACAAAGGAUUGGAGGCUCGAGAAGAAGUCAUCAAAUAAUAUAUAUGCAGCAGCAGGAGGUGAUAACAACAAUGAUGAUUUCGAUACAAGUAGUGGUGGGAAGGUUAGUGAUAUGAAUGUAGAUGAAGAGGUGCCUCUUAUGGCUUCUUCGAGGCUUUCGCAUAUUGGGCGAUCACAGCUUAGCAGCCGAGAUGCAUGAUCUCAUAUACAUAAAUAGUAUCCAUACGUUUACCUUUUUACCUUUAGGGAUGUUGAUGUUCAUGUAUGUGGCUUAACCACCCAAAAUUGCUUCUUUUUUUCUUCUUUGUUAUGGAAAAGUAAAAGGGUAGAACCAAAUGAAGCAGUGUAUUGUAGCAUGUGAGGUUAAUUUUUGUUGAACCAAAAUAGAGCUGAAUGAGGUUAAAAUUGAUAUUACUCUGUGUGUUUUCUGUUCCAUAUGAUAUUAUGGUGAUUGGAAAGUGGUUUUCUGUAAUAAAACAAGAUUGGACU
Messenger RNA from Cynara cardunculus var. scolymus (artichoke), 1766 nucleotides. Its product is annotated as probable sugar phosphate/phosphate translocator At3g17430. Gene Ontology annotation, cellular component: endosome; Golgi apparatus; trans-Golgi network. Gene Ontology annotation, molecular function: antiporter activity. The transcript has 10 exons. NCBI's taxonomy places the organism in Eukaryota, Viridiplantae, Streptophyta, Magnoliopsida, Asterales, Asteraceae. The coding region runs from base 325 to 1476 and encodes 383 amino acids. The record is from RefSeq and is a predicted model, not a curated record.